Spizellomyces punctatus DAOM BR117 is the source of this 1239-nucleotide messenger RNA. RefSeq names its product 50S ribosomal protein L3. Gene Ontology annotation, molecular function: structural constituent of ribosome. NCBI's taxonomy places the organism in Eukaryota, Fungi, Chytridiomycota, Chytridiomycetes, Spizellomycetales, Spizellomycetaceae. The transcript is spliced from 6 exons. Gene Ontology annotation, biological process: translation. The record is from RefSeq and is a predicted model, not a curated record. The coding region runs from base 23 to 1063 and encodes 346 amino acids. Gene Ontology annotation, cellular component: mitochondrial large ribosomal subunit; ribosome.
AUUUGCAAACCCAUCGGCGACAAUGUCAUCCUGUUUGCUUCGAGGCGCCGUUCUUCGGCGGUCUCUUCCGCAACGUGCAACACAUGCUCUCCCAUUCUCGUCACUUCAUCGCUCUGUUCGCACAUCCGCUGCCAUCCGUGCUCAGGCCGCUUCGAUUCCCGUCCCUUCCACCCCACGACCUGGGCUCCUGCAUUUGCAACCAGCACCCCCCGCUACUUUCCCCAUGUCUGACGGCACGGGUCCUACGCCUAAUCCAAAAUGGACGCCAAAGUCAAAACGAACGGGUGUAGUUGCCCUCAAGAGAGGAAUGACGGCGAUCUGGGAUGAAUGGGGAGUAUUGACACCUGUAACAGUUUUGCAAAUUGUAGAUUGUGAAGUCAUCCGCACCCGUUGGCACGCCGGCUGCGGCUCAUACGUAGUGGAACUUGGUGCUGUCAACCAUCCUCGAUUACAUCGGAUAAAGAAGCCCCAGCUCUUCCAUUAUCGUCGUUGGACAGUUGCACCAAAGCGAAUGAUGACAGGAUUCAAGGUCACACCCGAUGCUUGCUUACCAACUGGGACAAAAAUCAAGGCCGCUCACUUUGUUCCAGGGCAGUAUGUGGACUGCCAAGCGAAAUCGACGGCAAAGGGAUUCCAAGGUGUUAUGAAGCGAUGGGGGUUCAAGGGUCAACCGGCCUCUCAUGGUGUUUCACUGUCUCAUCGCUCUCUCGGAUCUACCGGUAACCGUCACGACCCGGGCCGAGUGUGGAAAGGGAAGAAGAUGGCGGGAAAUAUGGGUAAUGACACCAUUACAGUACAGAAUUUGAGGGUGUUGAAGAUUGAUAAUGAGAACAACCUAUUAUACGUGAAGGGUGCUGUACCGGGGACCGAUGACCGAUAUGUCCGCAUAAAGGAUGCUGUGAAGAAGGGCUGGCAUAACAAAGCAUUUCCACCUGGAAGCGAAGUUCCGUUCCCUACGUUUCUUGGUGAUUCGUCGACGCUACCACGAGAAUUACUACCUCUACCACCGCAAAAAGAUGAGCGGGAUCCAUUCUCAAGACAGCGAAGGGAAAAGGAAACUUAGGUUGUGGGAUGGUGUGCAUAGUGCAGAAUUCUGUUAUUUAAUCAUUGGGCACUAAAAAACAUUUACAUGCAUUGAAUGACGACAUUAUGUCAAGCAUAGGCUCACUAUGUCGAUAAUAGGCUCAUUACCAACAGGCUCUCAGAAUGUUAGCAGCGACAUCAUUGACUGCAACGGCA